Molecule: messenger RNA, 1312 nt
Organism: Gasterosteus aculeatus aculeatus (three-spined stickleback)
Lineage: Eukaryota; Metazoa; Chordata; Actinopteri; Perciformes; Gasterosteidae
Source: RefSeq, a predicted model, not a curated record
GAUUUAGUUUUAGAUUUUUAUUUAAACUGAUCCUAGUGGCAGUUUUAAGGUAAAGAUUUGAACUGAAAGCUUAAAGCUUCAAAGUCAUUUUGGAAAGACCUUAACUCUUAAGUAACUACAUGCUGCCUUACUAAUAGUAAUUAAGGGGCGAUUCGCUCCCUCUCUGCGUCCCCUGAGGGACACACCAGUGAUUCACUGUUUUCUCUGAAAUGGAGGAACUGAAACGUCUGUUUAGCACUCUGAGUUUCAGAAACCCUCCCCUCACAUCCCUCCUACAUGCCUCACACUGCUUUGUUGUCCGCUAUACUUUUUGGGGGUUUGUGUCACACACACACACACACACAAACACCACUUCUGGGGAGGGUGACACCGCAGCAGGUCUCCACACUCCUCACCCUGAUUCAGAAAUGGCCAAGCAGGACUGUCCCGCCGGCAAAAAGUGGGACAGUCUCAUCAGCAUAUGUGUCUUCAAGUCCACAACCAGAACUGAACCAGGACCUCCGACAGAGCGACCUCUGGCUAAAGUGGUCCAGCUGAGAUCUACGGCCCCCGCUGCGCAGGCCCACUCUGUGAUGUUGCUGACUCCGGCCCUGUGGGUGUUUGUAGGUCUGGCCACCAUGGGGUCCAUCUUGGCUCUAGCUCUGUGGUUGGUCAUAUACAAACGACAAACCAGCACCUCGGCUGUCUCUGUUGCAGAGGAAGCAGGACUGCAGCAGCAUCCUCUUCAGAAAACAGAACAGCCGGCCAAAAGCCAACCAUCGUCGCCAGAAAGAAACGGCCAGGCGGAGAUUAUGCAGAGAGCAGCGUGGGCCCCGUCCCCCUGUGCUCACCUGCACCUCGGGGGCCAAACAGGCCAUAAGUGGGCGGAGGGCUUCACCGCUUGCAGUGACCCCGCAAAGCAUGAUGGGAUGGACGAGAUCCCGGGGAUGCGUGCGUGCAGCACGACAAGGGAACACAGGAUCCCACUUCCUGCCAUCGAGCUGGGUGGCACUGUGUUAGUCACCACUAAGACUGUGUAGGGCUUCGGCCCCUGCAUGUGCUCCACGCACUGUGGGGAAUUUUUGUCCAACCCAGAUUAGGGAUAUCUUACAUUUUUACCUCUAAUUUUUCCUGGUUUUGUGUUUCAGAAAUAAUUUUCAGCUGCUUAAAGAAAUACAACGUUUUUCUGUCGAUUGGUGUCCAAUUAUACGGCGUCAGACUGUUGCGUUGUGUUGUGUGUUCUUUUGUGUUGUUAAAGGAUGUUUUUAAAAAAGUGCUCGGAUCCUGUAUCAUAUUUCAAACAUAAUUUAAUAAAACACAAAACCAAAUUGCA